AUGUCAGCUUACGACAAAAGCCAAGCGAAUUCCUGUGCAAGUUUUCAUAGAAAAGUAUUAGAUCAAUAUCCCAAUAUAUUUUAUGAAUUUAACGAUGAAAAUAUUAAUUACUACGGAAUUAGUGAUGAGGCAUCAUGUCCUUUAUGCAAAUUAGACCAUGAUGAUGAGGAAGGUAUAAAAGGAGAAUAUAAAGAUGAAACUUAUUAUAUCAAAUGUGAGCAAAACAAAAAAGAAAUUCAAAUAACUGCAUAA
Molecule: messenger RNA, 252 nt
Organism: Diversispora eburnea
Lineage: Eukaryota; Fungi; Glomeromycota; Glomeromycetes; Diversisporales; Diversisporaceae
Source: the annotation of a GenBank genome assembly